This is a messenger RNA of Stegodyphus dumicola, 936 nucleotides long. RefSeq names its product proteasome assembly chaperone 1-like. NCBI's taxonomy places the organism in Eukaryota, Metazoa, Arthropoda, Arachnida, Araneae, Eresidae. Gene Ontology annotation, biological process: proteasome core complex assembly. The record is from RefSeq and is a predicted model, not a curated record. Gene Ontology annotation, molecular function: proteasome binding. Gene Ontology annotation, cellular component: endoplasmic reticulum.
AGAAAGACUUAACAAGUGCAAAACAGUGCAUUAAAGAACCUUGCAAUUUUUUUUUUUUUUCUAAUUUAUAAUCUUUAUUUUGAAGUUAUUGCUUAGUGCUAUUUCGUUAUGGCUUCAUUUUUCGGAGAAGUAAGAGAUUUAUCAUCGCGAGCUGUUGAUGAUGACGAAACAGAAGAUUAUCCAGUAUUCACUUUGACCAGUGAGGUAACUGAUGAUUUUGAAAAAUUCAAAUCUCAGUGUGAACUUGUGCUGUUUGCAGUGGGUGAUAUUUCCACAGCUUUCGUUAAAUGCUAUUUUUGUCAUGAUGAUACUAAAUUAUUAAUGACUGUAAAUUAUUUGUGUGACAGAAAUGAUGAAGAAUCGUUACUAACAUGCCACAUAAAGAAUUCCAUAUAUUCUAAACAAUUGAAAGCGUGUUCUGUAUAUAGCAUAAACUCUAAUGUUGCUGUAUGUGAAAUUCUAUCCAAUGUUCCAGAGGAAAUAAAUGUAAAUUUGUGUAGUAGGGUUUUAAAGCAUCUUCCAUGUGCACGUGCUGUUGUUUUGACCACUUGUCACAUGUCUGCAUAUAAAUGUGUGAAUCCUAAUGAUUCAGAAACAUCAUUCUUACGAUCUCUAGCAACUUCGCAAUAUUUGAUGAAUAACACUUGUAAAAUCCCUACCUUGUCACCACCUAAUUUUUUGGCGAAUUUUCCAGCUGCAGUGUUGACAGAAUUUGAAGUAACUAAUAAACCAGCUGUUGCUGUUAUUUGUUAUGUAGAUUCAAACUCUUUGGAUUCUGUUAGUGUCGAAGUCUUUGAAAGAAUAUUAGAUGAAGAUUUUGUAUCAGGUGUGUCUGUUAAUAGUGAUGCUAAGCAUAGACUUGCAAAUUAUACUGCAGUUCAACAGUCAUGUAUUUCCAAUUUGUAUACUUAAAAAUAAAGAAUUUCUGUGUAUUUA